GUCGGUGUACCUUUUACUCGCGCUUCGGCUGAAGCAGUCGGCGGAUGAAUUUUGGGCCAACGAGGCCGCCGUUGGAGGGGCGUGGCAACGCACCAGCGUUCCGGCCGAUGCAGUUCACGUGCGGGCAGCCGGGGAACUUCUUAGAGCUACCAUGGACCAGCCGGGGACUUUGAACCUCAAUAACGAGGUUGUGAAGAUGAGAAAAGAAGUGAAGAGAAUCCGAGUUUUGGUUAUCCGAAAACUUGUCAGGAGUGUUGGCAGACUGAAGUCAAAAAAGGGUACCGAAGAUGCACUGUUGAAAAACCAAAGACGAGCACAACGAUUGCUCGAAGAAAUUCAUGCCAUGAAGGAGUUGAAACCUGAUAUAGUAACUAAAUCUGCUCUUGGUGAUGAUAUCAACUUUGAAAAAAUCUGCAAAAAGCCUGAUUCUACUGCAACUGAAAGAGCAGUUGCCAGACUAGCAGUGCACCCUCUUCUGAAGAAAAAAAUAGAUGUGCUAAAAGCUGCUGUCAAAGCCUUUAAAGAUGCAAGACAAAAUGUUGUUGAAGUUAAGUCAUCAAAGAAUGCUUCAGAAGAAAAUCAUUCCAAGGACACUAUGUGUUCAAAUGACGAUGCCAGUAAGUUACAGCAUGAAGGAACUAUUAUCAGUGAGCAAGAAGAGAAAGAAGCCAAAAUAUUGGCAAAGAAACCAAUAAAUAAUUCAAAAGAAAAAAUAGCCAAGAUGGAGCAUGGACCCAAAACAGUGGACAUUCCAAAUUCUCUAUCAAAGCCUUCUGAAAAAGAUUCUGCAGUACCCUCUGAACCCCAGAAGACACCUACUGACCCCCAAAUGAAAACAUUUAGUCAAACCAAAAAAGAGAAAGAGUCCAGUAGCUCACUUGGUGUUAACAGUAAUGGAGAAGAAUUACAUGAAGAAGAGAAGGAAUAUUUUGAUGAUAGCACAGAAGAAAGGUUUUACCAACAGUCUUCCAUGUCUGAGGAUAGUGAUAGUGGUGAUGACUUCUUCAUUGGGAAAGUCAAACGGACACGGAAGAAGGAAAGUAGUUGUCAUUUUUCAGUUAAGGAACAAAACCCCCCCAAAAAAUUGUUGCCUGAAGAAGAUAUACUUGAAACCCAUCAGGAUAUGAGAAGUGAUAAAAACAAGCCACGUACAGAAGCAAGGAAGUUUGAAUCAGUGUUUUUCCAUUCUUUAUCUGGAUCUAAAAGCUCUGGAAGAAAUUACAGAGAACAGGCUCCAAGAAGCAAAACCCCAGAUUUUCAGCAAAUUGAACCUCAGAUCAAUAAUCAGUUUAAUAAGAGUGCACGAAGAGGACCUGAAAAUACAAAACAGAAAUCACAGCUGCCUCUUCAUCCUUCAUGGGAAGCAAGCCGGAGGCGAAAAGAACAGCAAUCCAAAAUUGCUGUGUUUCAGGGGAAAAAAAUUACCUUUGAGGAUUGAUUAGUACUAUUUUUUUGUGAACUUCUCUAUCGAAAAUUUGUUUUUCUUUUUUUAACCUUUUUUUUUUAACCAGCCCAUUAUUUAAAUAUGUAUUUGAAUAAGUCUCUUUGAAUGGGUUAUAGAAAUGAGUUUGGUUUUGUCUUUUUUUUUUUAAGUGUGUUCAAGUUAUGUUUAAGCUUCCACAAAUAAAGUGCAUACUUAAAUUAAUUUUAAAUAUGUCAAGACUAUUCCCUCUAUAAAAGAAUAUUGAGAUAUUGGCUGUCCCAGAUUUUCUCAUUUGUGCUAAUCAUGAAGUAUAUUUCACUAGUUUAGCUCUGUUUCUUUACUUUUAAAAUAAUAAUGGAAAAAUAUGAGGAAAUUGUAGCUAUCUAAAAUAGAUGAUUUUUGCUGAAAAUUGCUCUUAGCAAAACUAAGGUGGUAACUUUUAUUAUGGGUAUACAGAUAAUAAGUUAUAUAAGUAAAUAUUAACUUUUGUUAUAGUUUUAAUUAUUUGUAAUUUUUUAGUUUUUAACUGUUUUAAAACAGGUUCCCAGGAAAAUUUUGGAUUUCUGAAUUAUGCUUCACUUAGUUGAACAACAUUCAUGUUUAAAUGUAGCAACACAACCAAAAAUGCAUUUUGUAUUUUACUGCAUAUAAAAUUUCUGUCAAAUCAAGAAUGUGUAAUAUCUUGACCAUGUGUUCUUAUUUUUUUUUCAGGCAGGGCUUUAUUGGGGUCCCUGCAGCAGCAGGGGGCAGUGAGAACCAACAACAGGUUCCCUUGCUUGCUCUCUCCCAUGUGUUCUUAUAGAAACAGUUUUUGAGGAAUCAUAGAUUGGAAUUUGUAAGAACAAAUUCUGAAGGAGAUGUGAUUGAAGGAGGAUUUGUAUUGAUAGCUGAGCAGAGGUUAUGAGAUAACUCACUGAAGAAGGGACUGUUUUAUACUUCAUAGUACUGUUAUUUAAAAGGAAAACAGGAUUUUAAAAAUCCCUUCAAAUAUUUCACUUUUUGCUGCUCUGAGAAAUUAAGAUUCUUGGUUAACUAAGUAACACUAACUAAAUUCUGUUUUCUAUGCAUUAGUGCUGUUAAUGACAGAAAAAAACCUUCUGGUUAACAGGAAUUCAGAAGCUCUGGAAAGUCAUUUUUAUCUUUUUCAAGAGCUUAAGAAUUUAGAUAACUAGAGCAAUAGAAUUCAAGAGAUCAUAGAGAAAGAAAAUUAUUUUUGCUGUAUUAAAUGCAAAAUUUGUUUUUUUCUCCUUUUUUAAAUUUUUAUUUUUACAUAAUUCCAAUUAUGUCAAAUUGAAAUUAAUUUCAAUUGAAAUUUUAAUUAUAAAGAAUUACUACAGGAAAAGUUAAAAAAUAAUGUCUCUAUCCCUACCCAGAUUUAUCCAAACUGUGAGGUUGAGAGCACUGUCUGUCAGCCCAAGACAUCUAACCCCAACUUCAAGGAAUUACGGUUUGCCUACAAAGUUAGAAGAAAGAACCCAUACAAGACCACUCUCAACUUCUGACACCUGCUGCAGGUUGCAUUACCAUCGUGGCAUCAAUAUGCACAGAGUAUUGGCAAUCAGAGAAACUCACUUGAGCUUUAGUGUCCUGAAUUUUUAUUGUGGCUUCGAUAUGAAGACGUGAUCAGUUGACUGCCAGCGUGAUUGUUGCAGAUGGAUUAAGAAUACCGAAGUCCCCAUCCUAAAUUACAUGAACACAAGCUCCGGACGCGCAGCCUCAGCGGCCAUGGCUCACAGGCCCAGCUGCUCUGCGGCAUGUGGGAUCUUCCCGGAUCAGGGCACGGACCCGCGUCCCCUGCAUUGGCAGGCGAACUCUCAACCACUGCGCCACCAUGGAAGCCCUCCCCUCUAUUAUUUUACCUCACAAAUUCUAGUCACAUUAACCUAUCUAAACUUUGAACUGUCUCUUCAGAAAGGCCAUUGGGCUAUUUUGGAUUUCCUUCCCCCUGCACUGUAAUUUGGAAACUCCUCAAACAGUGAACUGGUGUACUUAUAGCACUCAACUCAUUUGAGUUCUUUCUCUCAGGUAUUAAUAUCCUGUACUGCUUUUUGUCCAUUGUCUGAAACCUUUGUUUCAUCCACUUUGUCCAGUUUUCUAGUUGUUUAAUAUAGAAGAACAAAUCUAAUCCCUGUUAUCUUAUAGUGAUGGGAAAUACAAGUUCUUUAUUUUCAUGCUCAAAUUAUCCUUAAUUUGGUUAGUGGAAGCCCCCUCAAGCUGUCUCCUCUGUCCUUUUGGCAUGUAAAUCCUUUCUGUAAUAGUGAGGAAGGUGGUUUCUUACUUUCCACAAUAUAUUUACUUAUUUUCUCAACCCCAGAGUACGCAGAAGUUAACUUCAGAGUUGCUGACUGAUGCCUUUGCAAAAUACAAGUCUACUAACCAAACUUUAAUUUAUGUUUAGAGUUCUUUUUUCUUUAGCCUGAGGGCAUAUGGUCUCAAAACUAAGUUUGCAAGUUACCUGGGAUAAUGUCAGCAAAAAUGGCUGAGUAAGAACAUCCAGAAAUUCUUUUUCUCCAUUAAAAACAAUGAGAAAACUGUCCAUAUUGUCAGAAUCAGUGUUUUCAGAACUGUGGAAUUAACCAAAAGUUUACAGCAAUCCAGGGAAUGUUAUUUAUUAAAAAUGGCUGAAUCUUGGUAAGAACAGUAUCUUUGUGACAUGCUAACUUGUCCUAUUUUCAUCCCCCACUCCCCAAAUCCAUGGUGUCUUGAAAAUCAACAACCCACAGUAAUGAUGAAAACCUGCAGCCUGGCAGACACUGGAGGGGCCAGAACAGGGUUGGAGCUUAUUCAAAGACACAUUCCCCGAGAAUUAUCACUAUUUGGCCAGUAUGGUAGUUCACUGGAAGACCCCAUGGCAAUUCUGUCUUUAUCUAACUUGACUAAGAGCUUUCCCAGUGUGAAAAGCAUUUUUCCUCAGAUCACUUUUGGAAAUCAAUUAGAGGCAAUUGUUAACAUCACAGCUGCCUGAGGCAGUGAAUAACAGUUGGGGAAAACAAGAAGUUAAUCAAAUUAAAAGGAAAUCUGGAAAAUUCACUAUCUUUAGGGAAUUUGAUAAGUUUUGACAAAUUUCCUGGAAUUAAGGAAAAGUCACAUGAAUGACAGGGCUAUGUGCAUGUUCAGGAAAGUGCCGAGAAGGCCCUAAACUCUCACUUCUGGUUGACUUUGGGGGCUCUGCAUAAGCAGGAAGUGAAGGCUGAUGUGGAAUUGUCAACUUCCUGGCCAAGUGUUGAAGCUGUACCCCAACACACAUACAGACUCUCAGCAAAAUGAGAGAAGUAUCAAUUGCAAGCAUUAAGGAAAUCUUUGUCCAGUUAUUAGUGUACCACUAAGCUAAUGAAGCAGAGACUUUAGUAGCCAUAUACAGCAAAGAAUACAGACUUCACAAAAAUAGUUCAAAAAAGUCACUAGACAACAACAAAAAAUAGCAACAACAACAAGCCCUGAGGAGAAGAGAAUAUCUGAUUUUGGAGUUGCAACAUUAUAUUAUUUAAAAUGUCUAGUUUUCAACAGAAUGUUGUAAGACAUACACAGAAAUAAAUUGUGGCUCAUAUACAGGGUGGGGAAGCAAUCAAUAGAAACUGUCCCAAGCAGGUCCAAAGUUUGGAUAUAUUUGACAAAAACUUUAAAUAAGCUAUUUUAAAUGUGUUCAAAGAACAAAAGGAAGCCAUAUCUAAAAAACUAAGAGAAAGUUUGAGAACAGUGUCUCAUCAAAUCGAGAAUAUCAGUAAUGAGGUAAAAAUUAUAAAGAAGAAAGAAAAAGAAGUUUAGGAGUUGAAAAGUACAUUACUGUGAAACAAAACUUUCAACAGAUGGGUUCAACAGUACAUUUGAGCAGACAGAAGAAAGAUUGGGUAAACCUAACAAUUGAUCAAUUGAGAUUAUCCAGUUAGAGGGAAAAAAAAUAACGAAAAUUUCAAAGACUUGUGGGGAUACCAUCAAAUGUACCAACAUAGGCAUAAUGGGAGUCUCAUAUGACCCCAUAUUUCCAAUCAUAGCUGUAUACCUGCAAGACAAUUGAAAACUUGUUAAAAAAAAACCUGAAUAUGAAUUUCAUAGGAGCAUUAUUCAUAAUAGGUAAAAAGAAGAAAGAACCCAAAUAUCCAUCAACUGAUGACUAGAUAAAUAAAAGUGGUAUGUACAUGCAAUGGAAUAUUAUUCAGCCAUAAAAAGGAAUGAAGUAUUGAUACAUAUUGUGAUAUGGAUGAACUUUGAAAACAUCAUGCUAAGAAAGAAGCCAAACACAAAACAGGGUUCCAUUUAUAUGAAAUGUCUAGAAUAUGUAAAUCCAUUGAGAUCAAAAGCAGGUUAGUGAUUGCUGAGGGCUGGGGGAAGGAGGAAUAGUGAAUGACUGCUAAUGGCUGUGGCAUUUCUUUUAGGAUUGAAUGUGUUCUGGAAUUGGAUUGUAGUUUGGUUGCACAACUUUGUGAAUACAAAAAUCCACUGAAUUGUGCACUUCAUAAGGAUGCACAUUAUUGUAUGUGAAUUGUAUCUCAGUUUUUUAAAUAAUAAUAAUAAAAAGUUACCUGGAUUAGUGUUUCUUUUUUUUUUCCCCUCUCCUUCCAUAUAGUACUUCAUUUGAAAUGCAUUUUAAUUCAUAUGUUUAUGAUGAUAUUUAAUUUGAAGCAUUUUUUUCUCCAUCCUUGGUAAUUUGAUUUAUUUUUUCUUUAUGUACGUGAAACGUUAACAUUGUUCCAUAUGUUAGAGCAGCACAAAACAGUAUACUCAGAGAAGUGGCAACUCUGCCCUUCCAAUUGUUUCUUUCCUUUCCACCCCAAUCCCACCCACCCCAUGUAGAUAGUCAAUCUCAUUUGUCCUUGGUGUAUUCUUCCUGUGUUGCUAUUUGCACAGAUUAAAAAACAUGUAUAUAUUCUUAUUUCCCCUUCUUUCUUACAUAAAAAUUGACAUUUCCUAGAUACUUUUAUGAUCUUUGCUUUCUUCAUUUAAAAAUGUAUUCUGAAAAUCACUACAAAUCUGUCAAGAGAGAUCUUUCUUGUUUAAAACGAAUGAAUAUAACAAAACAGAAAUAGAUACAGAUAAAGAGAACAAACUAGUACUUACCAGAAGGGAGAGGCUUGAGGGGAGGGAAUUAAGAGGUACAAACUACUAGGUAUAAAAAAGUUAUAGGAUGUAAUAUACAGCAUAAGGAAUAUAGCCAAUUUUAUAACUUUAUAUGGAGUAUAAUCUAUAAAAAUAUCAAUUCACUAUGUUGUACACCUGAAACUAAUGUUGUAAGUCAACUGUGCUUCAAUUAAAAACAAAAAAAAUGUGUGAGAGGGACUGCACCCGCUAUUGCUGGCUUCGAAGAUAGAGAAAAAGGAUCACAAGCCAAGGAAUGCAGGUGGCCUCUAGAAGCCUUCAGUUUACAUCCAGUAAGAAAAUAGGUAUCUCAAGCCUACCCCUUCAAGAAACUGAAUUCUGCCAACAACCUGAACAACCCACAAAAAGGAUCCUCCCAGAGAGCCUCUAGAGAGGAGCACAGCCCUGCUGACACCCCGAUUUUAGCCCAGUGAGACCCGUGUCAGAACUACAUGGGUCUAAACUAUUAGAUAAUAAAUUUUUGUUGUUUAAGCCAUUACAGAAUAUAAAUAAAUAAAAAAUGACAUUGUACCUCA
This is a messenger RNA of Globicephala melas (long-finned pilot whale), 7032 nucleotides long. It is a transcript of the gene SRFBP1, whose product is annotated as serum response factor binding protein 1. NCBI's taxonomy places the organism in Eukaryota, Metazoa, Chordata, Mammalia, Artiodactyla, Delphinidae. Gene Ontology annotation, cellular component: nucleus; 90S preribosome. The record is from RefSeq and is a predicted model, not a curated record. Gene Ontology annotation, biological process: maturation of SSU-rRNA.